Arabidopsis lyrata subsp. lyrata is the source of this 1334-nucleotide messenger RNA. Its product is annotated as thioredoxin-like 1-3, chloroplastic. The record is from RefSeq and is a predicted model, not a curated record. Bases 210 to 1022 code for a protein of 270 amino acids. NCBI's taxonomy places the organism in Eukaryota, Viridiplantae, Streptophyta, Magnoliopsida, Brassicales, Brassicaceae. Gene Ontology annotation, biological process: cell redox homeostasis. The transcript is spliced from 4 exons.
ACUAAAAAUAGAUACAAAAUGAGAUGUGUGUUGUUGUUUUAAAAUUAUGAUUUGUAAGCGCAUGUCAUUCUCCAAAAUCUCGCUUUUGAGGGUUGGGAGAGAGUAGAAGAGAAAUAUCAAAUUUCCCUUCAAAAAAACCCUCUCAAGUUUUUUCUUGGAUGUCACAUGUUUCAUGUGGAACAAGGCAGUUCUGUUUUUAAGUAAAAGUCAUGGCGACAGAUUCGUUCAUCAAGUUAAAUCCAAUUUCCAUUAACCGUCCCCGCUUCAACCUCAGAGAGUUUGCUGGCAUAAGUCCUAAAAGCAUCUCUUCUUUGUGCUGCAUUAGCCCAAGAAUGAUAUCUUGCAACCAUUUCAGCCCGAGAACAUUGAUCUCCGGCGAGAAUGAUAUCAUAUUGUUUCCCAAGAAAAAGAUCCCCGCGUUUGUCCGAUGUCAGACAAGUCUUGGGAUUGGAAGGAACCAAAAAUGGUGGGAGAAGGAACUGCAACCGAACAUGAAGUCGGUGACAUCACCGGAAGAUCUUGUCGGUUCUUUACGUAACGCCGGAGAUAAACUUUUCGUUGUGGAUUUCUUCUCACCUAGCUGUGGUGGCUGCAAAGCUCUUCAUCCCAAGAUAUGUAAAAUUGCAGAGAAGAAUCCGGAAGUAGAGUUUCUACAAGUGAAUUAUGAAGACCAUAGAAGUUUAUGUCAAAGUCUUAACGUUCAUGUUCUUCCCUUCUUCCGCUUCUACCGCGGUUCCUCAGGCCGCGUUUGCAGCUUCAGUUGUACUAAUGCCACGAUAAAGAAAUUCAAGGAGGCAUUAGAGAAGCAUGGGAGGGAGCAAUGUAGCAUUGGAGAAACAAAGGGGCUUGAGGAGAAAGAACUUGUCGCCAUGGCUGCAAAUAAAGACCUAUCGUUCGAUUAUAAAUCCAAAUCGAUUGGAAAUAGCCAAGAGCAAAAAGAAAAAGAUAUAUUUCUCCCAAAAUCUCCAACUUCGAAUAAACAAAAAGAAGUAGAACAUUCUCUACUAGUUAGUUCUGCAUGAAUGGUCUAGCGUUGUUGUUUUAUUUGCGUAAGAGACACAAUCUAGAGUAGUCGUCUGCAUAUGUGUAAUAAUGUAAUGCAGGUUCAUUUGGGGAAGGAAUUACCAUUGUGUUAAAGUUUGUUGUUUAUGUAAAUGAAGAUAGACUCGUAUGUAUAAUAUUUUAUCAGCGUGUAAUCUCAUUAUUAAUAAUAAAACUAAUGUAUGUUGUCAUGUUAUUGGAAAGAAAAGAGUAGCGUAACACUAACACAUGGCCAAUUUAUACGUGUCGAAUUUACAUGACAUUGUGAGAUGUGAUAUUUCAGACAAAGUUAA